Molecule: messenger RNA, 5258 nt
Organism: Chara braunii
Lineage: Eukaryota; Viridiplantae; Streptophyta; Charophyceae; Charales; Characeae
Source: the annotation of a GenBank genome assembly
GAUUACUUGCACACUACAAUACCAGCUCCGUUGAUGGAUGCCAGAGUAGAGGUUGUCGACAUACACGACUACGUUGCGAAGAUCGACAGCGAGUUCAAGACAAUGAUGGGACUUGGAAAAACACUUCAGUCCAUUGCGUUACUUGCUUACCUUCAUGCUCAGAAAAAUUUGCCUGGACCUUUUUUGGUGCUGUGUCCUCUCAGUGUGACUGAAGGAUGGGCUGCUGAAUUUGCAAGGUUUGCACCGCACAUGGUUGUACUGAAGUAUACGGGAAGUGCUCUGCAGCGUGAAGACAUGCGGCAGAUGAUUGUCGACCAUAUCAACACCCAACCCCGACAUUCGCAAUCAACGAGCGGCGGUGAUGAUGUCCCCACUCGCUCGCCGCCGUGUGUGUCAUCUCCACAGGGGACACCCUUUGGUCGUUUGAGUGUCGAUCGCUCUCCGAGUGCUGCACUGGGCUUGUUGGGAGGAUCACCGCUUAGCGGUGGUCCGGACGUGCGGACUGGGAAAAGGCGCCGUGGUGACGUUUCACCUUCGACAUCUGGCAUCGUUGCACAUGGCCUGACGCACCGUGCAUCUUUCCCGGGUUUAUUGGGGGCUUCUCCACCAGCUGUGCCGGCGGUUCGUAAUGCUAUUGCGUAUGCAGGUGUGCUUGGUGCUCCGUUGCUACCGUCCCCGCUCCUCCCUAGACGGUUGGACUACGCGUCCAUGGUUCCUCCAACACCAGUUUGGUCACAUGCAGUGCCCCCGUCAUGUCCUCGUGGACGCUCUUCUGUCGACGGAGGUCGCAGCGACGUCCACCUUGAGCCAGGUUCGCGUUCCAGUAACGUUGGUUUGGCGGCCGCUUCAUUCGGAGUUCCGCCCGAGUCUCCCUCGGUCGCUUCUAAACAGACACCUCGUUUUGAUGAUGACGAUAGCGUUGCCGCAGUUGCUGGCACGCCAUCUUCGGCCGCCAACAACAUUGUGCGAGUGUGUGUGAGGGACGUGUGUCGGAGGCGGUUGUACGCUCUCCGUGAUGCUAUGGCCAGUGUGGGUGACAAUCGCGGACCAGUCAGCGACGUCGUUGACCGGCCACUACACUGGUCGUUGCCAGCUAUACGGGCGGAGUUCGGUGCCAGUGUAGCAACGACAAUUUCUUCAACGUUGCCGUCCCGCGUGUGUGGGAAGGAUUUCCAGUUGCAUUAUUUGCCUGGUGAUUCUGGUGGUGACUAUGUUCAGGGGGGUUCGCAUGGUUCGGGGAGCGCCACGUUGGGGGGGUCACAGGACGGUUCGCAGAACUCGUUCCCGUCCUCACGUCGUGUAUCGCAGCGCAGUGACAGAGGGCGUGGUCGACCCCGCAGGGGACGACGCGAGGGGUGGAAUGGUAAGGUCGUGCGGCAGGGCCUCAGAUAUUGCGAGCUUGCCAUUGAAACUGUGAUGCGACGUGGCGAGCCUGUUACAUUGAUUGUCGAUGGUCGAUAUGACUCUGCCAGAGGGGCGCAGCAUUGCACUGUCACUGCAAUGGAGUACGGGACUCGGCUUGUUGUCGGUGUUAUGACUCUCCGUCCGAAGACCGAAGGCAAGGCCUCAAGUGCGCUUGAGGUGCCAGCCGUCGUCCGACUGCUGCGAGGGUUGCUGGAAAAGGGGUUGAAGAUCUGGUGCAUGGUGUCCGAUGAUUGUGCCGCGUUGGGACCGCAGUUGCGAGCUUUGAACAUCGAUUGGCAGAAGGAUUGCCAUCACAAAAUUAAAAACAUUCACAAGCAUUUCCGGAGUAUGCUGCAACUGAAGGAGGCGAAGAAAGUGAGUAACCCGCACGAGUGUGUGUCCGAGGCGCAGUUCAUGCAGUUCACGAAGAAACAGCUGGUGGAGGCCUUGUAUGACCGUUUCGGACUCGGUGUCCUCACUGCUGCAGAAGAGCGGAUGAAGAAAUCGGAUUUCGUCGGUGUCGUAAUGAAGAAGAUGUGUCCCUUCGGGUCAAGGACGAACGUCCAAGAGUUGACUGCUGAUCCUAACGGCGUGACUGAGUCUCAUGCGCAUGAGGUCGGCAUGUGGUUCUUCCGCGCUUGUCAGUUAUGCAAGGAGGAGGGUGGAGACGCUCGCAGUUUGCACCGUGACAUCAUGCUCAUCGCCGAUCAUUGGGCUGGUGAUCAUUCGGGGUGUGUCGAUGGCAGGGAGGUUAUGUGCGAGAAGGCCGGUGGGCCUACACGAUUGCCUUUGUAUAGGCGCACGGACAGGGUGUACGGACUCGUUCAACAUGUUAUGGGGAAACAAUGCAGCACUAAUAUCACGACGUACUACGUUGAGUUUCGACACACAUCGCCAGUGGAGACUUUUCAAGGCACCAUCAUCAUCUACGCGAAGAAGUCUGUGCAUUUCGAGAAGUCUUACUCUUCGCGUGUGGCGAUCGCAGUGAUUCGGUGGAACAGUCAUUGCUGGCGCGCCCCGGUCGGCUAUCGUGCUCACAUACCCGCAGGCACUUCGAUACGUCCGAGACCCGCCUUUCGUCGACAGAACGAGGAUGCAGACAACUCUUGGAUGCACAGGUUGGCGGCGUUCGUGUUCGGUUUGUCUCGUGUUUCGGACUGGGCUCGAAAGCUUCUGCAGCAGGAGGAUUGUCCUUAUGGAGCCGGGCCCGGAUCGUCACUGCUUCCAUUGCCACGCGAUCUGUUUGUCGCGGGUGGGGCCGACCCAGUGGACGUCGUUGAUGCUUCCUCCGGAUCUGACCAUGAUGUCGCGGGGGACAGCCAUAUUUUCAUUGUCAGUGGUGAGGUGGAGGAUGUGGUGACUGCAUGCCAUGAUUCCGACCCGGCAUCGAGCUCCGAAUCUGAGGGUGACGAUAUAGAGUUGUUCAAUUUAUAUGAACUUGCAGUUUUUGAUCCGUCUGAUCCUAUUUUAGAUCCUAUGUGGCGGCAAGGAAUGUUUGUAAUUCCUAAGAAGGAUCCUUGUCUUCCUUUUCACGUCUUGCUAACAACUUAUGAACUGGCGAUGGUGGACGCUGAAUUCCUCUCACGAUUCCAAUGGCGCUACGUGAUAAUCGACGAGGCACAACGUCUGAAGAACCCGAACAGUGUUCUGUACCAAGCACUGAUGACGCAGUAUAUGAUCCCACGCCGACUGCUACUGACAGGAACACCUGUGCAAAACAACCUAACAGAGCUCUGGGCCCUGCUACACUUUUGCAUGCCACGAAUAUUCAGUGAUCUGGAUGGAUUUCUUGCGGCAUUCACGACAUCGCCAGAGGAGGUCAGAUCCAGCAUCACCCCAUCCAAGGUCACUGGAUCAGAUUCUGCUGUUGGAUAUAGACCAAACAUGGUGACUCAGGCAGGGAAUAGCAUGUCUGUCUUGCGAAAGAUUCUAGAAUCAUUUAUGUGUCGUCGGACGAAGGCAGAGUUAAUCCAAGCAAACAUCCUCACUCUUCCACCUUUGACAUCAGUUACGAUGAUCUGGGAUGUUGAGAGGGGUUCGACGAUGGAGGGCAAUAAGGUGGAUAGGGAUGGCUAUGACCCAGCGCUCAUGGGGAUCAUGGGGGAUGAGGAAGAAGAGCUGAGACGGCUGCUGGACAACCAGCCCCCACCGCCUCCUCCACCAGGGGGUGAAGGGAUGGACGGUGGACGAAACAGGAACAAUGGUUUUGUCCCUAUAGCUUCAGCCCAGUGGGUAGAGGAGAAAGCCAGACGACAACAGGAUAGGGUCUGGGUGCAGGGUGGCUUCAAUCAUCUGGCCCCGAUCAACAUCAAGGGUUGGAAGUUCCUCGCUGAUCUUUCAAAGAGCGAGGUUGAGGAGUGUCGAAGGAAAGCUCUGACCGGAAUUUUGGACUAUGCUAACAACACCCCGCACUGUGGCGGAAAACUUACCUUCCCUACGCUAAGUGAACUGGACCCCACUAAGUGCGUCUACGCUAACCCUGUGGUCAUGCAGAAGAUGAUUACUUCGUCUCUUAGCCUUGAUAUCAAGAAUCUACGCAAGCUUUGGAAUGUGGGGCGUUCGUACCUAAAGUGCAGAUGUGGGUUUAGGAAUGCUCGUACAUGUAAUGGUGGUCCGAUCUGGUUCGACCAUGCAAUCUGGUUCCUCCUGGCGAAGCUAGAGAUUGUGAAACCAGAAGCUGGCUCAAACCGGGUUAGGAUCGCCUUCCUCCUCCAUCACCUGAGGAAUUCCUGGAGGGAGCUUGCAAAAGCCUCCGUCACAUUCAUAUGGAUGCGCGAGGUGAUGCUGACAGUGCUACGUAAUCUCGAACGCAACCCGGAGCUGAUGAUUGUGGAUGCCCUCACCGGGAGCACGUUCAAAACCCAUGCCUGCCCAAAAAUCCUGGCCAACCUGAUCCUCCCCACGCGGAUCACCUCGGGAAUUCCUGCUCCGCAGCUUCCGAACCCCAAGAAAAGGAAGAAUAGAUCCCCCAUGGGGGCUAAGAACAAAAGGGUCAACUCGGCAUCUCCCCGACAGCAGACGUUGCUGAAUUCGUUCAGAAUCGCAGCAUCUCCUGUCAGUGCCUCUUCUUCAAGCCCCGCUAGUACGGCCAGCAGUCAACGAUCUGCGAUCGUAUCUAAUGGCCAGGCAAGCGGCGCCACGGGAACGAGCGGCUUGUCUGAGAGCCGGAUACAGCGGGAGUCACUCUCAGCACAAGAGAGGCUGUACUCUGCAGAGCAGGGUCUCAACACAGGAGUAGCUGCACUUGCGGAUCUGAUACUAGGACAACUCCCUGUUGCCCCUCUUCAAGUCCCAAUGGCGCUGGAACUGGGCAGGCGGAUUCCGGAGAUACUCCGUGUAGAGUAUGAUCCAGACAUCUUCCUGCCCUGGCCUCCUGCUGGACCCACUAUGGUGAGGAUUGUCCGACCAAACGUAUGGGAGGCUCAGCGGAGUUCUGCGCAGCCAGCUAUAGCCCUGGAUAACCUCGCACUUGCCGACAUCUUAACUGCACAACCACAGAUUACGACCAUCGCCGGCAUUGUGCUUGCGGUGGAAUACAAAGGGGUGAUCAUCGGGGAGAUUCGUAGCUUUGGUACUAGAACGGAGGAGGGGAGAAUCGGCUGUGAUACUAGAUUAAGGGGGGUCUCUGGUGAUGGCGCCUUCCCGGGUAAGCAGACAGGGGUACUCUGGCCAGCAAUGAAGACUGCUAUGGGGGAGAUAGCCUUCUCCGUGGUUACUACGCUGGACUUUGGUGAUGAUACGGGAGAAGCAAGUUUCUAUGGAUUUGGCAGACUUUUUGGACCAGAUUCGGACUAUUGGGGAACUAUUUCCAGGGGAAAUGAGGUGUUUUAAAAAAAUAAAGAUGCAAAAUUAAA